Messenger RNA from Carya illinoinensis, 1819 nucleotides. RefSeq names its product intracellular protein transport protein USO1-like. Lineage: Eukaryota; Viridiplantae; Streptophyta; Magnoliopsida; Fagales; Juglandaceae. The transcript is spliced from 6 exons. The coding region runs from base 342 to 1334 and encodes 330 amino acids. The record is from RefSeq and is a predicted model, not a curated record.
CUGAGAGACGCUGCGGAAGGGUAGAAGAAACUUUUCAGUAAUCCAAACGGAAAAAACCUAGUCCAUUUUUGGUUUUCAGGACCCUCUCUCUCUCUCUCUCUCUCUCUCUCUGGCUCUCGCAUUCCUUUUAUCCUCCAUCAAUUCUUGUCCCUCCCCUUCCGAUCCCCCUUCCCGUUUCUAGCGUUUUAAUUCCCCAAAGGAUCAGAAAGAUAUCCGAAAUCAAUCCCUGAUUUAGUUACCGCCUCACGAUCUGCGGAGUUACGGACAGGUUCCAUUUCCAACGGUAAAAUUCGGGUUCUUGAGGUUUCUAGGGCUUUGAUCGGGCUAAGGAGUUUCUGAGGAUGGAUCCCCCCCAAGAACUCGACGAUUACAUUAAAGAAUCCAUUGAUCACUCACUAGGUCUCCCCGUAUCCAAGCGAACUCUUUUGUUGAAGCUUAGCGCCUUUGAAGACACACAACGCCGACUCCGCAACCGGUGCCUUUCCCUCCAGAACAAAUUGCAGGAGAAAGAAGACGUCAUCGAGCGAAUUAGGGCUGAAUCGAGUAUGAAUGCACAAGCAUUGAAGAAGUUCGUGGAGGAGAAUCAGAAAUUGGCUAUGGAGUGUGGGAAUCUUUUAAGUCAGUGUAAGAAAUGGGAGAGGGAGUGCUCGCUAUACGAUCAAGACCGCGAAGCUUUGAUGGAUUUUGGGAACGAGGCCGAUGAGCGUGCCAAGGAGGCCGAAAUUCGAGUUCAUGAGUUAGAGGAGGAGGUCAGAAGGUUGUCGGAUGAACUGCAGUUCUACAAGCACGACUACGACAUGCGUUCGGUUGAUUCAUCCUCUGAGGAAACAAUUAUCGAGAACAAUUUACUUGAGUCAGUGUUAACCACAUUGAUCAGUAAAGAUGAUGUUGCCCCAGCACAUGCUUUCUUGGAGGCCAAUAGCAGACAUGAGUCAUGUCAAAUUUUGCUAAAGAUGUGGAAUUGUUUGAGGCCAUCAACGCAGAAGGCUCUAUCACUAGCUGCUGAAGUGAAUACACUCGAGAAAGAUAAGGAACGCUUAAAGGUCAACCUUAAUAGAGCUGAAGAGGAGGUCAAAAUGCUGUUUGAAGAAAAUAACAUCUUGGAUGCAGAGAAUAAAAGGUUACUGAGGCAAUUCCAGAAAGAAAGAAACAAUCAUGGUUCUGGUGGGAAACACACUGGCAGUGCUUCUGCCAAGUCAAACAAGCGAAAAUCGAGCCCCAAGAUGAGCAGCCCAAUUGAGAAGAAGCUUGAUUUCAAUGAUCUAGAGUCAACGAGACAGCCCCUGUCAAUCUUGCAAUACAACUCCCCUAACCCUAAGAUGCACAAGUUCUAACUGAAUUUCAUAAAUAUUUCUGAUGUUCUCUUCUUCCCCCUUGGUAAUUCUCUGUAUUCACAGUGGCAUUUACAAUUUAGAAUAUCUUGAACAUUUUUUUCGGUCACUAAGAUUUCUAGGAAAGGAAGGGCUUUCUUCCUGAUCGACAGCAACAUCAAUCGUUAGAAGAGUACUUAAAACAAGCGUAGCUGAGAAAGAUUACAGAUCUUGUUAUUGUCUGAGUUGGCACUAUAGGGAAAGGUCUGACAUUUGAAAUGUGAAUUUUGAUGAGAGCUUCCUCGGCAAUCUUAUAUGAGUUUUAUUUGAACCUUGUCACAGUAUCUGUAAUAAAUUUGAUUUGUUCUUGCUUUCCCUUGGAGAUCGCAAAACCUUGUGUAUUUUUCUAUGGAACUAUGGUUUGCUGUGUUGCCAAAAUCACUUGCUUGGAUGGGGGAGUUUGUACGCCUGCCUAUUAGGUUAAAUGGAGAGUUUUGGUACAUGUAGCA